AUGUCCGAACAUAAGGAGGAAUACGUUGUUUUAGAAAAGACUCAAUUGUCUGUGUCCACACAAAGUUUAACUUCGGAUCCAGAAAGCCAGUCGCAAAACCCAUUUGAAGAUUUUGAUGAAGCUGAGCGCUGGAGAAAAGUUUACGAGUCCAGUGGCUAUGAGGGGUUGUCUAAAUUUGAUCCCGAGUUUUCUUGGAGUAAGGAUGAAGAGAGAAGGGUAGUGAGAAAAAUAGACUUGAAGAUUUUCUUGUGGGUCUUUAUCAUGUUUUGUUUUCUCGAUUUGAUAAGAAAAAACAUUGCCAGGGCUGUCUCAGAUAACUUCAUUACCGAUUUAAAGAUGAAUACUAAUGACUACAACCUUGGGCAGACUGUUUAUCUAGUUUUAUUUCUGGUGAGUGAGCUACCUGGUAAUCUGCUGUCUAAAAGAUUUGGUCCAGAAAGAGUCAUACCAAUUCAAAUUGUCCUCUGGAGUAUCAUCUGUAUUACGCAAGCAGGUUUGAAAAAUAAAGCUCAGUUUAUUGCCACUAGAUGUUUAUUAGGAAUUGUGCAAGGUGGAUUUAUUCCAGAUAACAUAUUAUACCUGUCUUAUUAUUACACCGGAGCCGAGCUUACUUUUCGCUUAAGUUUCUUCUGGUGUGCUAUCCCCCUUUUCCAAAUUCUAGGCUCACUCUUUGCUUCCGGUGUUUUAGAGAUGCGAGGAGUUCAUAACUUGGCUGGAUGGCAGUAUUUGUUCAUCAUUGAAGGAUUUAUAUCCCUAGCCAUUGGUGUGGCAUCCUUUUAUUUGAUGCGCAGGGGCCCCACUCAAACUGGUGAGUCUGCGUUCCAUAAUGGGAAAUCGCUUUUCACUGAGUAUGAAGAAAAAGUUAUGGUUAAUAGAAUUUUACGGGAUGAUCCAUCAAAGGGUGAUAUGAGCAAUAGGCAACCCGUUACUUUUAAGGAAAUUUUGUAUACCUUAACGGAAUUUGAUCUCUGGCCACUAUUCAUACAAGGAAUCACAGGAUUUAUAUCUUUACAAACCGUUACACCUUACAUGUCGUUGAUCUUAAAAAGCAUGAAUUUCUCCACCUUUCUUUCAAAUAUUUUGGCAAUUCCAGGUCAAGCUUUGCUAUUAAUUAAUCUACCAUUAGUGGCAUUGCUAUCACGCAAAUUGAAAGAGAAAUCACUUUGUGUAGGAAUUGCGAACGUUUGGGUGCUUCCUUUUAUUGUUUCUUUAGUCGCUUUGCCAACAGAUACAAAUCCAUGGAUAAAGUACGUAUUACUCACCGGAAUACUUGGCCUUCCCUACACUCACUCCAUUCUUGCAGGUUGGGUUUCCGAAAUUUCAAAUUCGGUGAGAUCGCGUGCGAUAGGGACAGCAUUAUACAAUAUGAGUGCUCAGAUUGGAACAAUUAUUGCUUCCAACUUGUACAGAAAUGACGAUAAGCCCUACUAUGUCAAGGGUAACAAGGCUCUUCUAGGAUUUACUUGUUUCAACAUUUGCAUGGCAGUUGCCACAAAGUUCUACUAUAUUAGUAGAAAUAGAUAUAAAGAACGCAAAUGGAAUUUAAUGACAAAAGAAGAACAGACCAAUUACUUGGACACUACUAGUGAUCUAGGAAUGAAGCGCCUUGAUUAUAGAUUUAUCCACUAA
Saccharomyces eubayanus is the source of this 1629-nucleotide messenger RNA. It is a transcript of the gene SOA1, whose product is annotated as Soa1p. Bases 1 to 1629 code for a protein of 542 amino acids. The transcript has a single exon. The record is from RefSeq and is a predicted model, not a curated record. Gene Ontology annotation, biological process: transmembrane transport. Gene Ontology annotation, cellular component: membrane. NCBI's taxonomy places the organism in Eukaryota, Fungi, Ascomycota, Saccharomycetes, Saccharomycetales, Saccharomycetaceae. Gene Ontology annotation, molecular function: sulfate transmembrane transporter activity.